AUGGCAGGUGAAGUCGCCGCCGUCAGCCAGUACCCGGAGCCGCCCCACUACUACCGGCUGUACCGGGACGGCGCGCAGGCGGGGCCGCCCCCGCCGCCGCCAGUGGUGGAAGAGUUCACCCUCUUUGGGGCGCCAUUCAACCUGAGAGAGCCGCUCGCGCCGCCGCUGGAGGUGGGGGCGCUCUUCAGGCCGCGCCCGGACGGCACCAUAGACGCCAAGCAGGAGCUGCUGCAGCUGAACCGCCUACUGCUCUGCCUCUUCCUAGAGCUGCUGUCGGUGCUGGUGGAGCAGCCCACCGCUUACGCAGAGACGCUCACGCGCGUCAUCGGGGCGCUGCAGAACAUGCAGCACUUGGCCAACCUGCUGCGGCCGCAGCAGGCGCGGCACACGCUGGAGCAUAUGCUCAAGACCCAGAUCGCCAGAAAGCGGGAGGCGCUCGCCGGCCUGCGGACCGAGGUAGCGCGGAUACGGGAGCAGCUUGGCGCCACCGUCGCGCGGUUGGCGGCGGCGGGCGACGACGCGGCGGAGUCCGCGCCGCGGCCCGGGGCCGCGGGUGCGACGGUGGAGGGCGGCGAGGGCCGUGGCGCGUCGGCGAUGGACACCUCAUAG
Molecule: messenger RNA, 609 nt
Organism: Monoraphidium neglectum
Lineage: Eukaryota; Viridiplantae; Chlorophyta; Chlorophyceae; Sphaeropleales; Selenastraceae
Product: Cofactor required for Sp1 transcriptional activation subunit, putative
Exons: 4
Coding region: 1-609 (202 amino acids)
Biological process (GO): regulation of transcription by RNA polymerase II
Cellular component (GO): mediator complex; core mediator complex
Molecular function (GO): transcription coregulator activity
Source: RefSeq, a predicted model, not a curated record